Molecule: messenger RNA, 2753 nt
Organism: Durusdinium trenchii
Lineage: Eukaryota; Dinophyceae; Suessiales; Symbiodiniaceae
Source: the annotation of a GenBank genome assembly
AUGGCGCAUCUAUGGCCGAAAGCCUUCCGUGUAGGUGUCCCUUCAGCAGUAAGGCGGUUUGACGCAUCGAGCAAGUGGCUGGUUACUGCUGGAGCGACCACCGCCAUCGUCAUGCGAAGAGAUGUCCUGAGUCCUUACAUCACCUUGGGUGGGAUAGCCGCAUCUUUUGUGACGAAGCGGAUCAAGCGUGUGGUGAAGCAGCAACGCCCAGAGGGAUCACCCUUUGAUGACCCGGGGAUGCCUUCGUCACAUGCCUUGGUCGCCACCUUUAUGGCAGUCGCUUGGGCACUGCAACUUCAGUCAAAGUUGGCUUCAAUCUCCUUGCUGUGCGCAUCAGCUUUAGUGAGCGUGCUGCGAGUAGUGUGUGGCCACCACACAUGGGCCCAAGUGGUUGUUGGAGCGGUCAUGGGCUCUGCCAUGGCUGUUGCUUGGAUGCUACUUGGAACGGUGAGGGCGCCCAUCCUCAGCCCCAAGCGGAUGCGGGACGAGUCAAGAGUGGACGAGUCACCGGUGACAGACCUGACAGACACCGGAUGUUUACCGAUCCCACCAGACGGCCGUGAAACGAGUCGCCUCAUGUGGUGCCGUGUGCGCCAUGCGCCGCUGCAACGCUCGCUGGUGCUGCGAGCGGGAACAUUGAGCCCAAAGCUUGGCUCAACGCCCAGUUGGCGCGUUGCUUGCCGAGGCCUCGCAGCAUCGCUUCGAUCACCGGAGCAAGAGGGCUCCGGCGAAAAGGCCAAAGCACUUCGAACUGCAGAAGGUAAUGCCUGGCAGCUGAUUCGUUCCUUGUGGCCACGAGAAGCCUCUCAUCAGGGCCGCAUUGCCUUUGCCGCUGCUGGCUUGGUGGCCGGCAAGGCUUUGGCCAUCUUGGCUCCCCUACAGCUGGGCCACCUGAUUGAUGCCCUCGGCUCCGGAGCAGACUCGCUACCCGUCGGUUUGCUGGCAGCCUAUGGUCUCGCGCGAUUGUCGACCAGCGCCUUCAACGAAUUGAGAUCCGCACUCUUUGCCACCGUCUCGCAGAGUAGCUGUCGAGCGCUAGCACGACGAAGCUUCCAGCAUUUGCAUAGCCUCGAUGCGAGCUAUCUCUUGUCCAGCAAACCUGGUGCUUUGAAUGUUGUAGUGAACCGGGCCACCAAAUCAUUGACGCAGGUGCUGAACAUGCUGUUGUUCAAUGUCAUGCCGAUUGCUGUGGAAUGUGCUAUGGCGCUUGGGGUGAUGGCCACGUUGGCGGGACCAGGGUGUGCACUUGCAGCUUUCAAUACCCUGCUUGCCUAUGUGGCCUUCACUACAUGGUUCUCCAACCACAGGCGUGAGAUCAUGAAGAGGGCCAAUCGCGCCGAAGAGGAUGCCAGCGCCGUCUUCUACGAUUCUCUUGCGAACUGCGAGAUCGUAAAAUACUUCCAGGGCGAGGCACACGAGAUCCGGAGAUACGACACCGCUUUGGCUCGCUACGAAGCGGAGCAGGUGUCAGUCCUGCAUUCAUUGGCAAAGUUGAAUUUCGGUCAGUCUGUCAUCGUGGUGAGCAGCUUCACUUCGAUCCUGGCACUCACCUCACUCCGAGUCUUGAGCGGACAGCUCCCGGUUGGAGACGUCGUGGCGAUUCACGGGAUUUUAGCUCAACUCAUGCAGCCUUUGGGCAUUUUGGGUGGUGUUUACCGAGUCACCACCCAGGGCUUCGUGGAUCUCGGAAAGUUGGCGGCUUUCUUGAAGGAGGUGCCUGCAGUUCAGGUACCUCCUGGUGGAGGUGUCGACUUCCAAUUUCGAGGAGGUGCUUUGGAGUUUCGGGACGUCCACUACACCUAUGCACACAACGCUGUGCUGCGGGGAGCUUCCUUGGAUAUCAAGCCCGGCUCGAAGGUGGCGAUUGUCGGACCCAGCGGUUCCGGCAAGAGCACAUUGCUCAGAUUGCUCUACCGCUUGAACGAUCCGCAGGAGGGGCAGGUGCUCAUUGAUGGGCAGGAUGUGAAGACACUCAAUCCAUCCUUUCGACGCUUCCUGGGCAUCGUCCCACAGGAUUGUGCAUUGUUCAACGACACCAUUCGCUUCAACAUCCGCUAUGCUCGGCCUGAUGCAACAGAUGCAGAGGUCGAGUGGGCAGCUCGCCUUGCACAGAUCCAUGACCACAUCGUCUCCUUGCCAGCAGGCUAUGACACCGCCGUGGGGGAGCGUGGCAUGAAACUGAGCGGUGGCGAGCGGCAGCGCGUCGGCAUUGCGCGGUGUCUGCUGGCGGAUCCGUCGGUGUGCCUGCUGGACGAAGCCACCAGUGCACUGGAUGUUCGCACCGAGCGCGCCUUGGCGGAGGCCAUGCAGGAGCUGAUGAAAGGGCGCACCUCGCUGAUCGUGGCCCACCGGCUGCAGACAGUGCAGCGAUGCGACACGGUGGCCUUCCUCGAGGGUGGCGUGAUCAGUGAACAAGGUCCUCACGAGGAACUCCUUGACAGAAGUGAACGAUACCGACGCUUUUGGCAGGGUGUACCUGGAGAAGCUUGAUUGAAAAAAGACCGCUGGGACAUGUGUGAGGGCUAGCGGCUAUUAGCGGCUAGCGUUCAUUUGAGUGGUGGCAGUGGUGGUUAGAUUUCUUUCCAUCCGUAUUUAGUUUGAUUUUAUUCUUUUCCAACAAACCUGGUCUGAAUCAGCAACCACUUAAUGAUGUUCAUGGUCAAGAUCAGCACAGAAUUUAGACUCAUGUCGUCUUAUUCAGUCUUCUGAUUUUGCUCUCAUAAGUGCGUUUGAUUCGCAACGUCAACUGAAAC